Drosophila eugracilis is the source of this 1205-nucleotide messenger RNA. RefSeq lists its product as uncharacterized. The transcript is spliced from 3 exons. Bases 232 to 909 code for a protein of 225 amino acids. The record is from RefSeq and is a predicted model, not a curated record. Lineage: Eukaryota; Metazoa; Arthropoda; Insecta; Diptera; Drosophilidae.
GUAUUCAGUAGGGUGAAAAAUCUGUCCAUGUUUCUUGACCCAAGAAAAAUAACAAAGACAAAACCGUUUAUUAAAUUGUAUAAUAAUAAAUUGUUCGCAAAACAAAGACCCUAGUUGUGAUUGAUUCCGUCAAUUAAAACCCGACAAAGCUGGAGUCUGCCUUACAGAUUUCUAAAUGGUGAAACUAGCCGUACCUGCCCCUCUCACCGGUUUCUCACGAGCACUAUCAAGAUGAGCAUGCGCACACGUGCGUUGGUCUUUUCCACCUUUUUUGGCAGCUGCCUGGCCAUUGGCCUUCUGUUAGUCAGCAUAACCAGUAACCAUUGGGUCCGGGCGAGUCCACGCCGCCAUUCUUCAAUGGAGGCCAAAGGAGAGGUCAACUUCGGACUCUUCUACGGCAGCCAGCACCUGAACCCUGGAUUUGGCGUACGCACUUAUCCGGUUGAUGUUUACACAUUUGUCCGCACAGAGAACGACAAAACCAGCUUGUGGCUUUGGAUGCUCACUACAUUAGGCACCGGCUUGGGCCUCUUGGCAUCCGCAGUUGCAGCCAUUGCCGCAGUCCUUAAGUCAGCCUCUGCAGCCAAGAGGGGCGGGACAAUGGUGUUGCUGAUGGCCGCUAAUAUAUCUGCAGCGGGGGCUCAGGUCGUUGCAUUUGUCGCCUGGCUGGUGCAGUUCUGGAAGUAUUUCACCCUCAAUAUACUUUUGACCGAGCACCAACAACAGCACUGGUACAGCACAGGACUAGCUUACCUUGGCUACAGCUUUUAUCUGGUCGUGAUUUCCACUGUCGUGGUGUUGAUAAACAUCGCUGUUCUACUGUACGCCGAGCGCCGAGACGCCCGCGACUGCAAACGCAUGGAGCCACCAAGUGAUGACAAAAACAAGGCCGCCACAAUGCUGUACUAAGGAAGAGGAAACCAAUAACAAAAUUAACCUCAUUUAAUCUGCUCGGAAGCGGCCGAGCAGGGAUACCAAGAAAUCUCAGUGGCCCACAUGUGUGUGCCUUACUUAUGAAUGCCGUUGCCUUUUCUUAUGUACUAAAUUAAUGGGUACCUUCCACCACCUAAGAAAUAACUCAGCAAACUGCCUGUACUCGUAUUACCUUUAUUCCUCCAUAGCAUGCAUUUACUGCUACCGGCAUCCAAGUAUUUUUAUGUGCAUAUUUACAAAUAUAAAAACAGUCAUUGUUAAAAGAAACAAAA